GCCUAAGUCUAGAACUCUUGCUUGUUGAAGAUCGUUUUAAUGAAACCUUCGCCAUCUUGCUAGUCGUCAAACAUGUCAGGCAUGUGGGCAAACUCGGAAAUAGAGGCAGACUAUGAUCCAUAUGCUUACUAUGGAGGAUCAGAAUAUGAGACACAUACUGGAGAUCCAAGACAAGACUUGGAGUAUGAGCGCCAGUACCAGAGCAGCUACAUUGUGCCUGAAGUUAUCAAGAACUUCCUGCUCUUUACACAAAAGUGUAUCAAUGAACAAAAUCUCUUUGAAGUGCAAAAUUGCUAUGAAAAUGGGUUUAACAAACUGACUGAUCGCUUCUUCAAGAAUUCUCCUUGGCCAGAGGCUGAAGUCAUUGCUCCCAUAGUAGGAAAUGAUCAAGUUUUCCUGAUCCUUUACAAAGAGCUUUACUACAGACAUGUGUAUGCUCGUGUUCAGAAUGGACCAUCUCUUGAGCAGCGGUUUGAGUCUUACUACAACUACUGCAAUUUGUUCAACUAUAUCCUGAAUGCUGAUGGGCCUGUUCCACUGGAACUUCCCAACCAGUGGCUUUGGGACAUCAUUGAUGAAUUCAUUUACCAGUUCCAGUCAUUCACUAUGUACCGCAGCAAGCUUGGCAAGAAGUCUGAAGAUGAGAUAGAAUUUCUGAGGACCAAUCCUAAGAUCUGGAAUGUCCACAGUGUGCUGAACGUCCUCCAUUCUCUGGUUGAAAAGUCCAAUAUUAAUCGGCAGCUGGAGGUCUAUGCUAAUGGAGGAGACCCAGACAGUGUAGCUGGAGAGUUUGGCCAGAACUCGCUGUACAAGAUGUUGGGUUAUUUCAGCCUCAUAGGUCUCCUGCGACUGCACUCUCUGCUUGGUGACUACUACCAAGCUCUUAAAGUUCUUGAAAACAUUGACUUCAACAAGAAGAACCUUUACUCGCGUGUGCCCACCUGCCAGAUGACAACUUUCUACUAUGUAGGCUUUGCCUAUUUGAUGAUGCGGCGCUAUCAGGAUGCCAUCCGCACUUUUUCCAACAUACUGCUGUAUAUCCAGCGCACAAAGCAGAUGUUCCAAAGCAGAACUCAGCUUUAUGAUCAGAUAACCAAGAACAAUGACAAGAUGUACACCCUCCUGGCCAUUUGCCUUGUUCUUCAUCCCAUGCGAAUUGAUGAGAGUGUACACUCACAGCUUCGUGAAAAGUAUGCUGACAAGAUGCUUCGCAUGCAGAAAAGUGACCUGCAGGAAUUUGAGACAUGCUUUUCAUUUGCCUGCCCUAAGUUCCUGUCACCUGUGCCACCCAACUAUGAUGCCUUGGCUGACAGCUUUCCAAAGGAACCAUUCAAGCUGCAACUGAGAGUGUUCCUAGAGGAAGUGCAGCAACAGAUUCAGAUCCCCACCAUCAGAAGUUACUUAAAGUUGUACACUACGCUGCCAAUCUCUAAACUUGCUGCCUUCAUGGAUGAGCCAGAAGACAAACUGAGAAUGCAGCUCAUGUGCUUCAAGCACAAGAUGAAAAACCUGGUGUGGACCAAGGGCACCAGUGGGCUGGAAGGAGAGUUCCAGUCGGCUUCUGAAGUGGACUUUUACAUAGAUGGGGACAUGAUCCACAUAGCCGAUACCAAAGUAGCUCGUCGAUACGGAGACUUCUUCAUUCGCCAGAUACACAAAUUUGAUGAGAUUACAAGGACACUUCAACAAGCUACCUACUAGAAAAAUCACAGGUGUUGGUCAUUGAAGUCUUUGAUGCAUUGCCUUAUCAUGGACUACAAGACAAGUGAUGAAGAAAAUGUCAGUACUGUGUGCAGUCAAGUAUUGAGACUAGAUUGUACUUGAAGCUAUGAUGAGAUCAACAGUACUAAACAUUGAGGACAUAACUGUAUGGAAGCAGUGUGUUAUUAGGUACUUGUAAUUUUAUCUCCUUGGUGCAUUAAAAUCUAUGUGAAAAAAAA
Messenger RNA from Pomacea canaliculata, 1940 nucleotides. Its product is annotated as eukaryotic translation initiation factor 3 subunit L-like. The transcript is spliced from 19 exons. Gene Ontology annotation, cellular component: cytoplasm; eukaryotic translation initiation factor 3 complex. Gene Ontology annotation, molecular function: translation initiation factor activity; protein binding. Bases 73 to 1701 code for a protein of 542 amino acids. Gene Ontology annotation, biological process: translational initiation. NCBI's taxonomy places the organism in Eukaryota, Metazoa, Mollusca, Gastropoda, Architaenioglossa, Ampullariidae. The record is from RefSeq and is a predicted model, not a curated record.